AUUUGGAGUCCCAGCUAGGUUUUCAGAGUUCCGACUUUUUGAGGUUUUGUGGAAAUGCGAGUGCUUGGUGGAAGAUCCAGCCAUCAACUCUAGGCUGGAUGCUUGCUGUUUGCUUUUUGGAUUUAAGGAAUUGGUUUUCAGACGGCUUGCAUGGUAAUAACGAUUUAUUGUAGUCAUCUGAAGAUACGCUUAUCGAUAAAGGAUAUAAUUUUUUCAUUGGUUGAACGUAAAAAUGCACAAAUGGCAAGUGUGAUUUAUCUUUGUCCGCCCAUCUUGCAUGAGAGAGUUCCUGUGAUUAUAACAAAAUGGAAUGCAACAAAGAAGAUGCCAUCAGAGCUAAGGACAUUGCUGAAAAGAAAAUGCAGAUCAGAGAUUUUGCUGGCGCUAAGAAGCUGCUGCUUAUGGCUUUGCAUCUCUGCCCAGAUAUUGAGAAUGCCUCACACAUGCUCACUGUUUGUGAAGUGCAUUGCUCUGCUGAAAAGUUGGUCAAUGCUCAGACAGAUCAUUACGGAGUUCUUCAGGUGGAGUCAUCGGCUGAUGAAGCAUUGAUCAGGAAGCAGUAUCGUAGGCUUGCUCUUCUUCUUCAUCCUGACAAGAACAGGUUUGCAGGUGCUGAAGCUGCAUUUAAGCUGGUUGGAGAAGCAUAUAAGGUACUGUCUGAUCAAGCAAGCCGCCAAGUUUAUGAUUCAAAAAGAAGUGUUCGGAUGAGAACUGUGUCUUCAUGGAAGCCUUCCCAGCAUUUUAAACACGCCAGCAGCAAUGCUGGGGCUCCAAACUAUUCUUCAGUCAAUCAACCUGGUGGAAUAAAACAGCAUAAUAAGCAGUCGCCUUUAGAUUUCCUUGCUUCCCAUUAUUUCUGGUCUGUUUGUAUUUACUGCUACUAUUUCCUCUGUAUUCCUCGGGCUCUUCUGAAUAGGGAGGUGGAAUGUCACAAAUGCCUUAAAAAAUUUUGUGCAUAUGAGGUGAGACACCAAAAUGUUCCACCUUUUGGUUCGGGUUCUGGAUUCGUCUGGGAAUACACUGGUUUUCAUCAGACUGAUGUUCCUACUCAGUACUUUCAUACUCAUGGCAGCCAAACCCAUUUUGGAAAUUCUUCAGGGGCAAGGGUACAUGAAAAUGUGGUCAGGCCUCCCACUGUAUCAAAACCUUCGAAAUCUGUAACUGCUACUAAGCAUGGACGUUGUGCUACUGACAAGGAGGACAAGGCCGAGUCUGGUGGGAUUGGUGAUGAGUUAAAGCCUGAAAAUGGCAAAACGGGUCAGAAAUCAGCAAUGAGUUCAUUACAUGGUGCAUGCCAGAGAAGAAACAGGACUACUAAUGAUAAUGAUAAUAUUAAGGAGGUUCGCCCGACAGAUGUUGAGGAUGGUUCCACAAGUGGCAGAUAUCCACGGAGGUCAACAAGGUGCAAGAAAAAUGUCAUUUAUAAAGAAGAGGAAAUAGAAGAUGAUUUUGAAUGUCCUAAAAGGUUGAGAAAGUUUGGAUCAUACAGCACUAAGAACAGGCGCAUCUCUUCUCCUGAGGUAGUAACCAAUGGUGUGAAGAAGAAAACCAAUGAGAUUCCUGCUUCUGAAGACGAGAUUAUGGAUGAGCAAAUAGGUGCAGAUCACUGUGAAGAUAAUUUGCCUAGAGGGAGUGGUCUAGAGAAACGCAUGAUGCCUGAAAGCAAGGAAGCAGUUUGUAAGAAAAGAACAAGCUCCCAAGCUAAUUCUGCUGCCGAUUCAAGGUCUAGAACACAAGUUGAUUUUUCGUUCUCUUAUGCAGAUCCAGAAUUUUAUGACUUUGAUAUGGAUAGAGAUCAGAGUAAAUUUGCAGUGAAUCAGAUCUGGGCUGUGUAUGAUGAUGAUGAUGGAAUGCCCCGGUACUAUGCUUUGAUUCAGAAAGUUUUUGCUCCAGGUUUCAAGCUGCAGUACACCUGGCUAGAAUACAAUCCCAUGAGUUCAGCUGAAAAAGCUUGGGUAAAAGCUGGUUUGCCAACAGCUUGUGGUAAUUUUAAACAUGGAAAGGUGUGCAGCACAAAAUGUCAGCUAAUGUUCUCUCAUCUCAUUUGUGUUGAGAAAGGUGGAGGAAGUACAUAUAAUAUCUAUCCAAAGAAGGGAGAGGUUUGGGCCCUUUUCAAUGACUGGGAUAUGCAAUGGAGCUCCACAGAAGAGAACCCUAGGACAUAUUCAUACGAAUUUGUUGAAGUUGUUUCAGAUUAUGCAUCAGGCCAAGACUUCAUUGUAAGCCAUUUGGUCAAGGUCAGAGGAUAUCUGUACCUGUUUGCCCGAGCUCAGGACAAAGGGGUCACUGUGAUACCCACCGGGCAGUUACUUAAAUUUUCCCACUGUAUACCAUACUGUAGAGUUUCUGUAGAACGAGAAGGAAUUCCAAGAGAUUCGUUUGAACUUGAUCCGGCUGCUUUGUCUGACAGUGCUGUGAGUAACGCUGAUGCUGGUGGUGUUCAUGCUGCUGAAGUUUUGGAUGUCAAGUCUGGCGAUCCAUGUCAAAGGCCUGUUGCUGAUAAAGAUAAACUCGUAGUUAAUUUAAUUAGAAGUUUGAGACCUAGCCAGCAUGUUAUAGAAACUGCUGGCAGAAAGACCAGAAACCAUGAUUUCAGUAAUUUAGAUAGAGAUAUUAAAGAUUCUAGCUCUAAUGGACAGGAAUCUGAUAAUCUUGAAUUCUUUAACUUCCAAAAAGAUAGAGCAGAGGAGAAGUUUAAACAAGGCCAGAUUUGGGGACUUUAUAGUGACCUGGAUGAGUACCCUAAUUACUAUGCUUGGGUAAGUUCAGCUUCAUGGGAAACAACUGGCUUAACUGUGAAGUGGCUGGAGUUUUCUCCUCAGACUAAGGAGGAGAAAUUGUGGUCAAAGAAUGGCCUACCUGUCAGCUGCGGAAGGUUCAAACUUACAUCAAAAGUUGCCCAAUAUGAUUUAACCCAUGCCUUCUCUCAUUUGGUGCAUGCACAGCCUCUCAGGAAAAAUAAUUUUUUUGAGAUAUAUCCUAAUAGUGGUGAGGUUUGGGCUGUGUUCAGUAACUGGAGUCUUAAAUGGAUAUCCACCGAAUUCAGACAAGUUGCAGAUUACAGUGUAGUAGAGGUGAUUGAGCGAGAUAAAUGUGUGAUAAAAGUGAUAACCUUGACUAAGGUCAAGGGUUAUAAAUACGUUUUUAUGCCUAAAAUGAGAAGUGUAGCUGACAUGGAGAUACCCAUUGAUGAAUGCUUGAGAUUCUCCCAUCAAAUACCUGCUUUUCGAUUGACUGAUCAAGAAUCUGGAAAGUUGAAGGACUGUUGGGUACUUGAUCCCGAUUCAAUCCCAAAGAACUUAUUGACUAUAAAGCCUCGACUACCAUUGAACCUCAUACAUGCUAAUUAAAUGCAGCUAUGAACAGGGAUAGGGUAUCAAGAAGAAUGACCAAGUUCUUUAGGUUAACCAACAUACACAGAGUCAAAUCAGUCUUAUUAUCUCAGGCUUACUGCUCAAGCACUUGGUGAACAGGAGCAGCCACCUGCUUUACACGUUUGGGUAAUUGUAUUUUCUCAAUAAUCGUUUUUAGGUAGUUAGCAUCAUAUAUUUUUUUUAAUCACUCAAAUAUCAUUCUGAGGAGGCAGCCUUCUGGUUUCAAUUAUAUAUGCAUUUAAGUGGAGGAAUGCUUCAGGCCUUUUGUGUGAUACAAAAGUACCGUUUAGA
This is a messenger RNA of Phalaenopsis equestris, 3665 nucleotides long. RefSeq lists its product as uncharacterized. The record is from RefSeq and is a predicted model, not a curated record. The coding region runs from base 306 to 3350 and encodes 1014 amino acids. Lineage: Eukaryota; Viridiplantae; Streptophyta; Magnoliopsida; Asparagales; Orchidaceae. The transcript has 2 exons.